UCCUGAGUACAUCAGCAGUUAUGACAGCCUCCAUCUCCUCAGCUCCAUCCCCCAUCAGCAAAAUCGCCUUUUUACUCAUCUCUGUGACAAAUAAUCUGACUCCACCAAGUUCAACCGAUUUUUUAACCCCUAGAUCUCGUCCAAUAGCACUCGAGAGAGAAUAUCGAAUGAUCUUCAAGAGCAUUCAGGCCAAUUUAGUCGCAAUAUGAUUCCCUAACCUCUCGCGUAACUGCGUAAUUAUUCGGGAGAUAUAGUUUUGUUUCAGCUGUACAAAUUUAUUGAGCGGAUGGCUGGCAACGUUAUUCUGCCUUCUAGACUGAUUGGCCUGAGGCUCAUCAGCACCACUGCUCUUAGGAAUACUCCUGUCAAGCUGGCGUACACCAUUUAUGAUCAAGAUACUCCGAAGGAUCAGAAACCGGAAAAACCUCCAGUUCUGGUGAUGCACGGUCUCUUCGGCUCUCGAAAUAACUGGAAUUCGCUGUCAAAAGCUCUGAACCAAUUGACAAAACGAAGAAUAAUCACCAUCGAUGCCAGAAAUCACGGAGAGUCACCUCACACCCCAGAGAUGACGUAUCAAGACAUGGCAUGGGACAUUCAACAUCUGUUGGAAAAAUUGAACAUCAAGGAGACUGUUCUCAUGGGACACAGCAUGGGAGGAGCUGCUGUCAUGCUCACAGCCCUCACAUACCCCUAUUUAGUCGAGAAAUUGGUCGUCGUGGACAUGUCUCCAGUUAGAAUGAGUCCGAGUCUUCAGGAGAUGUCGCUCAUCAUGGCUGCCAUGAGUUCUAUUGACUUUAAGGGAGUGCAGAGUCUCUCUCAGGCAAGACAACACACAGACCAAGCCCUCUCCACAACCAUUCACUCUCCAACCCUUCGGCAGUUCCUAGUAAUGAAUAUAACGGAGGAUCCACCAGGAAAUUUCAGAUGGCGAGUGAAUCUCCCGGUGUUGAUAGAACACUUUCCCACCCACAUCGCACAAUUUCCCACGAUACUCCCUCGAUUAGGUGGAAAGACGUUCACCAAGCCAACGCUGUUCAUCGCUGGAGGGAAGAGCGAUUACAUACAGAGGGAGGAUCAUCCGGGAAUGAAAAAACUCUUCCCCAAUGCUGAUUUUGUUUACAUAGAGGAUGCUGCUCACUGGCUGCACGCUGAAAAACCUGCCGAGUUUCUCAAGAGCUCUUCUGAUUUUAUCAAUUCAUAAUUAACGUCCCGAUGCAAUUCUAGAGAAAUUCUUUAGGGGCGAGAAUUAUAUUUUAUCUGUAUGAAAACGUCAUUAAAGAUAUUGUCCUGGGUGGAAAAUUGUGUAAUUGUGCAUUUCUUCAGAAGGAGUUGAGUUAGAGUCAGGAUAACAACUAUUAUUGAGCUUCAUUGGAAAUGUAGCUUGAUUUAUUGAUUUUUUAUGUGAAAAAUCAUGAUGAUUGUCUCAAGUUUUGCCUUAAAUUGAGACUCCAGUUAAAAAUUAUGUGGAUUAUCUUUGGAUGUUACAAAUUCAUAAUUAACGUCCCGAUGCAAUUCUAGAGAAAUUUUUUAGGGAUGAGAAUUAUAUUUCAUCUGUGUGAAAACGUUAUUAAAGAUAUUGUCUUGGGUGGAAAAUUGUGUAAUUGUGCAUUUCUUCAGAAGGAGUUGAGUUAGAGUCAGGAUAACAACUAUUAUUGAGCUUCAUUGGAAAUGUUGCUUGAUUUAUUGAUUUUUUAUGUGAAAAAUCAUGAUGAUUGUCUCAAAUUAUGCCUUAAAUUGAGACUCCAGUUGAAAAUUAUCUGGAUUAUCUUUGGAUUUUACAAAUUCAUAAUUAACGUCCCGAUGCAAUUCUAGAGAAAUUUUUUAGGGGCGAGAAUUAUAUUUUAUCUGUAUGAAAACGUCAUUAAAGAUAUUGUCUUGGGUGGAAAA
Molecule: messenger RNA, 1887 nt
Organism: Diachasma alloeum
Lineage: Eukaryota; Metazoa; Arthropoda; Insecta; Hymenoptera; Braconidae
Product: protein ABHD11
Exons: 3
Coding region: 287-1201 (304 amino acids)
Cellular component (GO): mitochondrion
Source: RefSeq, a predicted model, not a curated record